AUGCGCCUUCUCGUACUACUACCGGCUGUGAUGGCAUCAACACUUCUGGCGACUAGUAGUGCCGUUGUCAAUCCUGACCCCAUUCAUCAUGCCAACUCUUUACAAGUAGCUUCGAAAGUUAAUAUUGCUGCUUUAAAGAAUGGUCCUCGUGCUCUGAGAACCGCUGGAACAGUCCCAAAGGAGAGGCGCUUAGGAGAUACAUACUAUCCCAGCGCUUACUCCUAUACUGGCGGGAAUAAUUAUGGAUUCAACAACUAUUCUCCCAACAGCAACGGCUAUCAGAACACUUACCCUACAAGAUACGGCAACCAGAAGCGAGAUGACAGUGAUGAUUCCAGCAGCGAAGAUAGCAAAGACGAUUCUAGCCACGAUUAG
Molecule: messenger RNA, 375 nt
Organism: Plasmopara halstedii
Lineage: Eukaryota; Oomycota; Peronosporomycetes; Peronosporales; Peronosporaceae
Product: RxLR-like protein
Exons: 1
Coding region: 1-375 (124 amino acids)
Source: RefSeq, a predicted model, not a curated record